This is a messenger RNA of Aspergillus mulundensis, 603 nucleotides long. RefSeq names its product N-acetylglucosaminyldiphosphodolichol N-acetylglucosaminyltransferase catalytic subunit ALG13 (gene alg13). Gene Ontology annotation, cellular component: UDP-N-acetylglucosamine transferase complex; extrinsic component of endoplasmic reticulum membrane. The transcript has 3 exons. Gene Ontology annotation, molecular function: hexosyltransferase activity. Gene Ontology annotation, biological process: dolichol-linked oligosaccharide biosynthetic process. The record is from RefSeq and is a predicted model, not a curated record. The coding region runs from base 1 to 603 and encodes 200 amino acids. NCBI's taxonomy places the organism in Eukaryota, Fungi, Ascomycota, Eurotiomycetes, Eurotiales, Aspergillaceae.
AUGUCGGAAGAAGCUAGAAAACUGUGUUUCGUGACUGUUGGAGCCACUGCCUCCUUCCAUCUUCUUCUGAAGUCUAUCUUGAAUCCUAUUUUUCUUGAAGCUCUGAAUCAGCGCGGCUAUACGGAUCUUCUUAUCCAGUAUGGCAAGGACGGAGAGCAGCUAUUUGAUGAGUUCAGCGCAAAGUACCCUCCCGGUGAUCCCAACCGUCAUGGCAUCAUUGUUCACGGUUUCGACUUCAAUCCAGCCGGUCUGGACAAUGAAAUACGUCUAGCCAAAGCCAAGCCAUCUGAAAACCGAAGCAGCGGACUGGUAAUUAGCCACGCAGGUUCCGGCAGUAUUUUAUCAGCCUUGAGAUUUGGUGUCCCGCUGGUCGUGGUGCCUAAUCCUACACUCCAGGACAAUCACCAGGCAGAGCUCGCUGAAGUACUUCAAGACGAAGGCUACGCGAUAUGGAGUGAUCACCGUGAGGUAUCCGCUGCACUCGAACGUGCCGAGGCUCUGCGCACCAAGAUGCUCACUUGGCCGCCGGUUCAUGGUAUGCGUGAGCUACAGCCCCAGAACCUUGAGGGCGUUGUCUCGGAGGAGAUGGGCUACUUGGAUUAA